Gekko japonicus is the source of this 5004-nucleotide messenger RNA. Its product is annotated as zinc finger protein 850-like. Lineage: Eukaryota; Metazoa; Chordata; Lepidosauria; Squamata; Gekkonidae. The coding region runs from base 1 to 5004 and encodes 1667 amino acids. The record is from RefSeq and is a predicted model, not a curated record. The transcript is spliced from 11 exons.
AUGGGGAAGGAGAUGGAGGAGCAGGACCCAGAAGGACCAGGAAUCGACAAGACAGCAAGGAAAGAGAUCCAGGCGGGGAGUGGUGCUGAGCUCCGGGAGAGAGCGGUGCCAGAGGUCCUGCCUCAGGAGACGGGGAUCCCAGAGGAGCAUCGCCAGCGUUUCCGGCAGUUCUGCUACCAGGAGGCGGCUGGGCCCCGAGAGUUCCUGGCCGUCCUGCCCGAGGAAAUGCAGCGCUGGGUCAGAGGAUGUGGGCCGGAGACCAGUUCCCAGGCGGUGUCCCUGGCCGAGGGCUUCCUCCUGAGUUGGGCAGAGGACAUGCGGCAGGCAGGGCAGUUUCAGAUGUGGGGACCGUCUGUGAAGAUGGGAUUGAAGUUCUCUGAGGAGGAAGGAUCUCCUUGGGAGGAAGAGCAGAAGGCCCAGGAGUGUUCCCAAGAUGCCCUCUCACAUGCAGGAGAUGUCGAGGAAUCAGUUGCGGAAUUCCAGCGGUUCUCAUUGGAAAAAGCCAAGAAUGACCAGGCUGAAGGAAACUUUGGGAAUAAAGAUGGACCACAGGAGCAGGAAGGAAGCUGUACGGUGAAGAGGUGGGUAAAGUCCAUUCCUCGCCAAGAAGGGGGCUUCCACGAAAUCCAAGUCCGCAACCGUCUCCAAUGGACUCAUUCAGGAGUGAAGCCAUUUAUCUGUUCCAAGAGCAGAAUGACGUUCUUCAGUGGAAGAAAGGGUAAUGUAUGUUUUCCAAGCCACAUUAUAAUGAAGCCAUGUAAAUGCUGUUACUGUGGAAAGGACUUCAGAUACAGACCACAGCUUCUUGUACACAAAAAAAUACAUGCAGUACAGAAGCUUUUUGAAUGUUCAGGGUGCGGAAAGAAAUUCAGUAUGAAUUCCAGUCUACAAAAGCACCAAAGAACCCACACCGGGGAGAAGCCUUUUGAAUGCUCAGAGUGUGGAAAGAGAUUCAGUAGGAGUGGCAAUCUUCAAGUGCACCGAAGAACUCAUACAGGGGAGAAACCUUUUGAAUGCUUAGAGUGUGGAAAGAAAUUCAGUAUGAAUUCCAGUCUUCAAAAGCAUCAAAGAACCCACACAGGGGAGAAACCUUUUGAAUGCUUAAAGUGUGGAAAAAGAUUCAGUCAGAGUAGCAAUCUUCAAAAGCAUCAAAGAACCCACACAGGGGAGAAACCUUUUGAAUGCUCAGAGUGUGGAAAGAGAUUCAGUCAGAGUGACAGUCUUCAAAAGCAUCAUGGCACCCACACAGGAGAGAAACCUUUUGAAUGCUCAGUGUGUGGAAAGAGAUUCAGUCAGAAUGUCAAUCUUCAAAAGCACCAAAGAACCCACUCAGGGGAGAAACCUUUUGAAUGCUCCGAGUGUGGAAAGAGAUUCAGUCAGAGUGACAGUCUUCAAAAGCAUCACAGCACCCACACAGGAGAGAAACCUUUUGAAUGCUCAGAGUGUGGGAAAAGAUUCGGUCAGAGUGGAAAUCUUCAAAAGCACCAAAGAACCCACACAGGGGAGAAAGCUUUUGAAUGCUCCGAGUGUGGAAAGAGAUUCAGUCAGAGUGGCAUUCUUCAAAAGCAUCAAAGAAUACACACAGGGGAGAAACCUUUUAAAUGCUCAGAAUGUGGAAAGAGAUUCAUUCAGUGUGGCAGUCUUCAAGGGCAUCAAAGAACCCACACAGGGGAGAAACCCUUUGAAUGCUCAGAGUGUGGAAAGAGAUUCAGUCAGAGUAGCAAUCUUCAAAAGCAUCAAAGAACACACACAGGGGAGAAACCUUUUGAAUGCUCAGAAUGUGGAAAGAAAUUCAGUAGGAGUGGUGUUCUUCAUCAGCAUCAAAGAAUGCACAGAGGGGAGAAACCUUUUGAGUGUUCAGAGUGUGGAAAGAGAUUCAGUCAGAGUGGCAAUCUUCAAAAGCAUCAAAGAACUCACACAGGGGAGAAACCUUUUGAAUGCCCGGAGUGCGGAAGGAGAUUUAGUCAUAGGGGCAAUCUUCAAAAGCAUCAAAGAACUCACACAGGGGAGAAACCUUUUGAAUGCUCAGAGUGUGGAAAGAGAUUCAGUACAAGUGGCAGCCUUCAAAAGCAUCAAAGAAUGCACAGAGGGGAGAAACCUUUUGAAUGCUCAGAGUGUGGAAAGAGAUUCAGUCAGAGUGGCAAUCUUCAAAAGCAUCAAAGAACCCACACAGGGGAGAAACCUUUUGAAUGCUCAGAGUGUGGAAAGAGAUUCAAUACAAGUGGCAAUCUUCAAAAGCAUCAAAGAACCCACACAGGGGAGAAGCCUUUUGAAUGCCAAGAGUGCGGAAAGAGAUUCAGUCAGAAUGGCACUCUUCAACUGCACCAAAGAAUCCACACAGGGGAGAGACCUUUUGAAUGCCCAGAGUGUGGAAAGAGAUUCAAUACAAGUGGCAAUCUCCAAAAGCAUCUAAGAAUUCACAGAGGGGAGAAAGCUUUUGAAUGCUCAGAGUGUGGAAAGAGAUUCAGUCAGAGUGGCAAUCUUCAUCAGCAUCAAAGAACCCCCACAGGGGAGAAACCUUUUGAAUGCCCCAGGUGUGGAAAGAGAUUCAGUCAAAAUGGCACUCUUCAAUUGCACCAAAGAAUCCACAGAGGGGGAAAACCUUUUAAAUGCUCAGAGCCGGGCCCCAGCAGGGUGAAAGAAGGCCACGGGUCUCUAUUUGCAUCCAAGCUGAUCCAGCUCCAUUCUUCCCACCCUAAGCAGCGAAGAGACGGUGUUGAGUCAUCAUCUUUGUGGAGGAGUGGAAAUGGCUGCUGCCCCUGCAGUCCAGAAGGCACGGAUGUGCGAGAGACUGCAGUGGAGACGGACGAAGGGCUGGAAAGUUUCUCAAGAGGAUCUCAACAGAAUAUUUCCUUCCUGAGUGAAUUGGAUGCAAGGGACGUUGAGGAGUCAGGCGGGGAAUUUCAGGGGUUCUUCCUGGAAAAAUCCCAGAAUGAACAAGCCAAAGGAAACUUUGGGAAUAGAGAUGGACCAGAGAGGCAGGAAGAAAUCUGUAUGCACCAAAGAAUCCACUCAGCAGGGAAAGUGUUUGAAUGCUCAGAGUGUGGAAAGAGAUUUAGUCGGAGUGGCAUUCUUCAACAGCAUGAAAGAAUCCACACGGGGGAGAAACCUUUUGAAUGCUUGGAGUGUGGAAGGAGAUUUAGUCGGAGGGGCAGUCUUCAAGAGCAUCAAAGAACUCACAGAGGGGAGAAACCAUUUGAAUGCUCAGAGUGUGGAAAAAGAUUCAUUCAGAGUGGCCAUCUUCAAAGGCACCAAAGAACCCACACAGGGGAGAAGCCUUUUGAAUGCUCAGAGUGUGGAAAGGGAUUCAGUCAGAGUGGUAGUCUUCAAGACCAUCAAAGAACCCACACAGGGGAGAAACCAUUUGAAUGCUUGGAGUGCGGAAGGAGAUUUAGUCGGAGCGACAGUCUUCAACAGCAUCAAAGAAUCCACAAAGUGGAGAAAACUUUUGAAUGCUCAGAGUGUGGAAGGAGAUUCAGUCGGAGUUCCAGUCUACAACUGCACCAAAGAACUCACACAGGGGAGAGACCUUUUGAAUGCUCAGAGUGUGGAAGGAGAUUCAGUCGGAGUUCCAGUCUACAACUGCACCAAAGAACUCACACAGGGGAGAGACCUUUUGAAUGCUCAGAGUGUGGAAGGAGAUUCAGUCGGAGUUCCAGUCUACAACUGCACCAAAGAACUCACACAGGGGAGAGACCUUUUGAAUGCUCAGAGUGUGGAAGGAGAUUCAGUCGGAGUUCCAGUCUACAACUGCACCAAAGAACUCACACAGGGGAGAGACCUUUUGAAUGCUCAGAGUGUGGAAGGAGAUUCAGUCGGAGUUCCAGUCUACAACUGCACCAAAGAACUCACACAGGGGAGAGACCUUUUGAAUGCUCAGAGUGUGGAAGGAGAUUCAGUCGGAGUUCCAGUCUACAACUGCACCAAAGAACUCACACAGGGGAGAGACCUUUUGAAUGCUCAGAGUGUGGAAGGAGAUUCAGUCGGAGUUCCAGUCUACAACUGCACCAAAGAACUCACACAGGGGAGAGACCUUUUGAAUGCUCAGAGUGUGGAAGGAGAUUCAGUCGGAGUUCCAGUCUACAACUGCACCAAAGAACUCACACAGGGGAGAGACCUUUUGAAUGCUCAGAGUGUGGAAGGAGAUUCAGUCGGAGUUCCAGUCUACAACUGCACCAAAGAACUCACACAGGGGAGAGACCUUUUGAAUGCUCAGAGUGUGGAAGGAGAUUCAGUCGGAGUUCCAGUCUACAACUGCACCAAAGAACUCACACAGGGGAGAGACCUUUUGAAUGCUCAGAGUGUGGAAGGAGAUUCAGUCGGAGUUCCAGUCUACAACUGCACCAAAGAACUCACACAGGGGAGAGACCUUUUGAAUGCUCAGAGUGUGGAAGGAGAUUCAGUCGGAGUUCCAGUCUACAACUGCACCAAAGAACUCACACAGGGGAGAAACCUUUUGAAUGCUCAUUAUGUGGAAAGAGAUUCAUUCGAAAUACGACUCUUCAACAGCACCAAAGAACUCACACAGGGGAGAAAGCUUUUGAAUGCUCAGAAUGUGGAAAGAGAUUCAGUCAGAAUUCCAGUCUUCAAAAACAUCAAAGAACCGGGGUGGGGGUGUCGGUGGAAGAGGCGUCUCUAAAGGGCCGAAAAGAGGAAGCGCUUCAGAGGCGCAGCAGCAGCAGCAGGGAAAAGCCUCGUGGACGGAGCCGGGCUAGGUUUACUCGCAAACACUUCACCGCUGUGGUUGAAGCAGCUGUAUUGAUGGAUGCAGGGAUGAGGAUGGGCAGGGGCAAGAUCCGUCUCCUUGGUCUUUCGCAUUCCUCCUCUUACCUGUAUCCCUUCCUGCAGUUUCAGAUGUGGGGACCGUCUGUGAAGAAGGGAGUGAAGUUCUCUGAAGAGAAAGGAUCUCCUUUGGAGGAGGAGCAGAAGGCGCAGGCCCAGGAGCGUUCCCAAGAUGCCCUCUCGUGUGUGGCUUCUCAGGUGUCUGAGCAAGAGAGCCUCUGA